Messenger RNA from Nelumbo nucifera (sacred lotus), 869 nucleotides. NCBI's taxonomy places the organism in Eukaryota, Viridiplantae, Streptophyta, Magnoliopsida, Proteales, Nelumbonaceae. The record is from RefSeq and is a predicted model, not a curated record.
AUGAACUCAAUUAGGGUUCUCCUGUCAUUAGCUGUUAAUCUUGAUUGGGAAUUGCAUCAACUGGACAUAAAGAAUUCUUUUCUAAAUGGUGGCUUAGAGGAGGAAGUAUAUAUGGUUCAACCCCCUGGGUUCUGUGCCAAGGGAAGUGAAAAUAAGUUGAUUCGAGAUUUGUGGUGGGAUCAUGCAAUUAAAGAGGCAGAGCGCUUGGACUGGGGGAUACGUCUGAGGAUUGCAAUGGGAAUGGCAUACUGCCUUCUGACCCCACCUGUGAUCCAUAAGAACCUGCACUCAACCAUUAUAUAUCUUACUGAAGACAAUGCGGCCAAAAUCUCAGAUUUCAAUUGGAAUGAGGCAACUGCUUCCAAGAUGGGAUCCACGACCAUGGAACUCCUGGAUAUGCCAUCUGGUCCAGAGAGUAACAUAUACAGCUUCAGUGUUAUAUUAUUGGAGAUGGUAAUAGGUAGACUCCCAUACUCAGUGGACAAUGGCCCACUUAUUGACUGGGCAUUUAGAGGGGAGAAGUCCCUUAAAGAAAUAGUAGAUCCAACUCUGAAAGCUUUCCAAGAAGAGGAACUCAAGAAACUGUUAAAGGUUAUAAGAUCUUAUGUUCAUCCUGACCCAAAGCACAGACCAACAAUGAGAGAGGUUACUGCUCGAUUGAUAGAAAUUACAGCAAUGGGGCCUGAUGGAGAAACACCUAAACUAUCUCCUCUUUGGUGGGCAGAGCUUGAGAUUGCAUCAACAGAAGCAAGAUAAGAUAUGGAAAAUGAAUUUAUCGUGAAGUAUAAGGGUACUUCAUCUGUUCAGUAAUGACAAAUCUGACUCUGACUCUAGAACAUCAGGCAGUGACAAAUCUAUUCAGUAAUGAC